Molecule: messenger RNA, 3721 nt
Organism: Chelonus insularis
Lineage: Eukaryota; Metazoa; Arthropoda; Insecta; Hymenoptera; Braconidae
Gene: Pkn
Product: serine/threonine-protein kinase N
Exons: 11
Coding region: 434-3613 (1059 amino acids)
Biological process (GO): protein phosphorylation; signal transduction
Cellular component (GO): cytoplasm; nucleus
Molecular function (GO): ATP binding; protein serine/threonine kinase activity; small GTPase binding
Source: RefSeq, a predicted model, not a curated record
UACUCCAAGCACAACCAGUAUUCCAUCGGGUGUGAUGGAAUGUAAUUGAUUGUGUUUAAAUUUAUCCAUACUAAUUAUUGAGUUAAUGUUGUUCACAUUUACGCAUGGAAUAUUUUUUAUAAUUUUUCAGCAAUUGAAUUUUUCAUGCCGAAUUGCGUAAAGGAGAUAAUAGAGUUGAAAGUAAUUGUGUGAGCGUGGGAGACGUGAGAAAAAGAUAGCAAGUGUUCAGUGAUACGUGGGACACACCUGGUGAAAAGAAGAAAUUUAAAAAAGCAAAAAAUAAAAUUCAAUUUAAAAGAUUUCUAUUUGUUUCUUAGAAAUGAAUAAAGAACAAGGAAUCCUUAAUAAGUUUUGUCAGAUAAGAUGAGUGAUUCGACAAGAAAUUAUACAAAGAUCAGAUAGAAUCAUCGGCAUAGUUAGAUCAGUGACCAAGAUGGCGGAGUCGAGUUAUUAUCAGAAUGACUAUUCAAGACAACCAGUCAUCGCUGAAUUGUCUCAUAAAUAUGGAAUUGCGGGUAGUGAUCAAGUGCCUCUUCCAGCACGUCUUGACGAGCUGCGAGAACACAUUCGUAGAGAAAUUCGAAAGGAGUUGAAAAUUAAAGCCGGAGCAGAAAAGCUCCGAGAAGUUGCAUCAGGUCGAAAGGCUCUUUCAGAUGUUGCAAUGAUUGUAAAGAAAGCAAAUAAUAAAUUAAACGAGCUUCACGCUGAACUCCAGCAGCUUGAAAGUCAAAUUAUUUUAACUCAAGGUGAGCCUCAGUCACCGCAAAGAGAUUAUUCUAAUGGUCAGGAUACACCUUUAUCGCCUAUGGACUCAUCAUCACCCAGUCAAGAGGGUCUUAUUACAGAUCUUCGACUCUUAUCUUUAGAGAAGCAGCUAAAUAUUGAAUUAAAAGUAAAACAAGGUGCUGAAAAUAUGAUCCAAAGUUUAACUAGUGGACAUAGAGACAAGAAAUUGCUACAAGAAGCUCAACAAAUGUUGGAUGAUUCAAGAGCUAAAAUUGAAUUUCUUAGGAUGAGAAUUAUGAAAGUAAGACAAGCGAGACAGCAAAAAAAUACUCGAAAUGAUGCGCCACUUUCCAAUGGUGAAGCUACAUGUAAUAAGGAUAAAUAUGAGCCUAGCUUAGAAUUGGCUCUUGAAGAAAGAGUAGAGGAACUUCGACAUAGAUUAAGGAUUGAAGCUGCGGUUGUAGAAGGAGCUAAAAAUGUUAUUCGUCUCCUUCAAAGUGCUAAAGUAGCUGAUAAAAAAGCUCUGACCGAAGCUCAAGCAAGUUUAAGCGAGUCUAGCAGAAAAUUAGAUCUCUUGAGAAUGUCUUUAGAUCUCAGAAGACAAGAAUUACCUUCUGAUAGUGCAACGGCUGCACAAUUAAAACGAGAAUUAGCUAGUGUUCAGUCUGCGAGUCCUGUACCAGUGACCUAUACUUCUUUACAGCCAUUUCAUGGACCUCUCGAAGGGCGAGCAACUGUUCCAGUUUUAGUUUCUCGAUGUGCAGCUGUCACAGGAACAUUAGAAGUUAGAUUGAUGGGUUGCCAAGAUCUUGCUGAAGAAGUACCCGGUAGAACCAGACGAGAUCAUCAUCCUGCAAGUCCGGAUCUACGUAGUUUUGUUAAAGGAGUUACUGGUCGUAGUUCAAGCAAGUCUUAUAACGUUAAAGAUGAAACAAGUAAUGACAUCAUGGCCGUCAUUAAAUUGGAUAAUCAAACUGUUGCGCAGACAAGCUGGAGACCAUGUUCACAACAAGCUUGGGACCAAAGGUUUUCAAUUGAACUAGACAAAUCCCGAGAACUUGAGAUUGGAAUUUAUUGGAAAGAUUGGCGGUCAUUGUGUGCAGUAAAGUUUCUUCGUCUUGAAGAGUUCAUUGAUGACGUACGACAUGGCAUGGCUCUUCAACUUGAACCUCAAGGAUUGUUAUUUGCUGAGAUACGGUUCCUUAAUCCCAUGAUUUCGAGGAAACCAAGACUUCAGAGACAAAGAAAAAUAUUUAAACAACAAGCGAAAAAUUUCCCACGUGCUAAUCAAAUGAAUAUAAACGUUGCUACUUGGGGAAGACUACUCAAACGAUCUGCUCCUUCGUUGCACAGUAGUAGAAACUCUGAAAGUCCCCCAUCAGGCCCACAACCUCUUCAACUUGUCUUCGAUUCUUCACUUGAAGAUAAACCUGAAACUCCUGGUGAAUUACCAGAUCCAGAAAAAGGAGGACUUGGUGGUGCACGUCCACUUGGAGUUUCAACAUCUAGUACUAGUUUAUCAACUCAAAGCCAUCCACCAUCUCCUCCUUCUGUUCCACCACCACCUCCACCAACAUCUUCACUGUCUAAAAAACCAUCUGCUGCUCAGGCGAUACCUCCACCACCUCCUAAACGAGAUCAAGAUUUACAGAGUGCACUUAAGGAGUUUGAUUUUCUACACGACGAGGAUAAAAUGGGUGCAAGUUUAAGGCCUCUUGUCACGGAACCUCGUCCUGUUCUGAUAGCACCACUUUCGCCGCGCACUCCCUCGCCUCAACCUGUUGUGGAGUUUCCCGAGGACGAGGUUGUCUAUGAGAUGCCAGUUCGACCACUGCAAUACCGAGAUAGUGCUUAUGAAUCACGAAGGCAAUCAACGAUGACUGGAAUAACUUUGGAUAACUUCAGGUUGCUUUCUGUCCUUGGUCGAGGUCAUUUUGGUAAAGUGAUUCUGUCUCAAUAUAGAAAUACAGGCGAGUACUUUGCAAUCAAGGCUCUAAAGAAAGGAGACAUUAUUGCCAGAGAUGAAGUGGAGUCUUUGUUGUCUGAAAAGAGAAUUUUUGAGAUUGCUAAUGCUACACGACAUCCAUUUCUCGUUAACUUGUUUGCUUGUUUCCAAACUGAGGCGCAUGUGUGUUUUGUUAUGGAAUAUGCCGCUGGUGGUGAUCUGAUGAUGCACAUACAUGCUGAUGUUUUUGGAGAACCUCGAGCAGUCUUUUAUUCAGCUUGUGUGGUUCUAGGUCUGCAAUAUUUACAUGAAAGUCGUAUUAUAUACAGAGAUUUGAAACUAGAUAAUCUUUUAUUGGACACUGAAGGAUACGUAAAAAUAGCUGAUUUUGGUUUAUGUAAAGAAGGAAUGGGCUUUGGUGAUCGAACGGGUACUUUUUGUGGCACUCCUGAAUUUUUAGCUCCAGAAGUUCUUACUGAAACUUCAUAUACGCGUGCAGUUGACUGGUGGGGACUUGGAGUUUUGAUAUUUGAAAUGCUUGUUGGAGAGUCUCCAUUCCCUGGUGAUGAUGAAGAAGAAGUUUUUGAUUCAAUUGUGAAUGAUGAAGUCCGUUAUCCUCGUUUCUUAUCAUUAGAAGCCAUUGCUAUCAUGCGGAGGUUGCUUAGAAAGAAUCCUGAUCGAAGACUCGGUAGCAGCGAAAGAGAUGCUGAAGAUGUUAAAAAACAGUCAUUUUUCAGACACAUUGUAUGGGAAGAUCUCCUUUUAAGGCGCGUGAAACCACCAUUCGUACCAGUUAUUAAUUCUGGAGAAGAUGUCAGUAACUUUGAUGAAGAAUUCACUUCAGAAAAACCUCAAUUAACACCACCCAAAGAUCCACGUCCGCUAAGUGACUUAGAACAAAGUCUUUUCCGCGAUUUCACGUACAUGGCUGACUGGUGUUAAUAUGCGCGUAAUUAAAUUGUCUAUAGAAGUAAUGAAAAAACAAAAAUUUUUAAUAGCAUUUUGAAACAUGCGAUAUAUCAGUAAAAUGAACAAACUACGAGAAUGGAA